Messenger RNA from Plectropomus leopardus (leopard coralgrouper), 3917 nucleotides. It is a transcript of the gene cep78, whose product is annotated as centrosomal protein 78. Gene Ontology annotation, molecular function: protein binding. Gene Ontology annotation, cellular component: centrosome; ciliary basal body. Lineage: Eukaryota; Metazoa; Chordata; Actinopteri; Perciformes; Serranidae. Gene Ontology annotation, biological process: cilium organization. The record is from RefSeq and is a predicted model, not a curated record.
AGCGCCACUUUUGAGCGCCGAUCACACCAACAACAAUAACACACGGCAGAAGUUAUCCAAAAGUGGUCAAGGAAUACCGAGAGAGCGGUGCUAUAACUACACAGUCCACAGCUUUGCUAGCAAGGUCAAAGAUGGUUCAAGACAGUGCUCACAUCCGGCGGCGGGGUGCCCAGGACUUUAUGGCAUAUUAUGACUUUGCCUGUGCCAGACAGGAAUCAGUCCCUCUUCCCGCUGUUAAAAUGAACCUUGACAAAGGGAUGCUGGACUUUAACGGAGACCGGGUCAAACUCACAGACUGGCAGCCCAUUCUCAACUCUAUCUGCAUCAAUAAACACCUGCACCACAUUGCAAUAAGUAGCACAUACCAAGCUAGCCUGGCCUCCGGAGACGCAGAUAGAAGGUACUUUAGAUCUAGCUUCAGGAAGAAGAUCCCAGCCAUUCGCUCUAAGGACAUGACAUUUAAGUUGUGCAAGGCCCUGAGAGAGUGUCUGACUGUCUCUCCCAACCUCAAGACUCUGCAGCUUAAUGGCCUUCCACUGAGAGAAAGGGACCUCAUCACCUUAACAAAGGGUUUUGCAAAAAGUGUUUCCUUGGAAAACCUGUCUCUGGCUAACUGUCCAAUCUCUGAUGAGGGCUUAGAGGUCAUCUGCCAAAGUGUUAAAUACUCUACAAGCAUCAGGACGGUAGAUUUUACAGGAUGCAAUCUCACCUGGAGAGGGGCAGAGCAUAUGGCAAGCAUCAUCAAGCAUCAGGGAAUGCAGCGGCAUGGUACGGCAUGGGCAGAGUCUCUGAGAUAUCGGCAGCCACAGUUUGAGGGAAUGGGAGGUCUCCGCCGUGUCACCCUGAACUGUAACACUUUGAUAGGGGACAGGGGUGCUGCUGCUCUUGCACAAGAACUGGCAGAGGACCUCUGGGUUAAAGCUGUGGAUCUGCAGAGGUGCGGUCUAUCCAAUGAAGGAGCACGUCGUUUGUUGGAAACCUUGAAAACUAAUUCUGCUCUUUGUGUACUGGAUAUACGUAGUAACCCUUUAGUUGACAAGGUACUAAUUAAAACAAUACUAGAGAAAGUUCUGAUGAAUGCUGAAGGACAGUCACCAGAGUACUGCUGGAUCAAGCCUGCAACCUCAGAGCCACAGAGAGCAGCUGGUCCAAAGAGGCGAGCACUUCCCAGUGCAAUCAGAGGAAAAACUACAUUUAGGAUAGCCUCUAGUAAAGGAACAUCUCCUGCAGGACGGAGUUCAGGUGUUUCUCACACACAGAAACCCUAUUCCCGCUCCUGUCGUGUGCCUUGGCGUGCUGCUGCACGAGCUGGACGUCAGAGAGGAAUGCCUCCUGGAGUUUGUGUGAUAGAUCAAAGUUUCCAGGGUGCAGCGACUGUGAAAGUUACUGUGGAGUCAGAUUCAGAUGAAGAGGAGGAGGAAGAGGAAGAAGUGGUGGUAGAAGUGGAGCAGAGACCGUCUUCUUUUAGUCUCCAAGACAGAAUCACUCAACGGCAGUUUAAACAUAUGCAGAUGGAGCUAAAAGAGUGUCGUUUGAGGCUCGCUGAGGAGCGCAGAGCCAGACUGAAAGCUGAGUCAAGGCUCACGGAGUUUGAGUUGGAGAAUGCCCGUCUUCGUGACACCAACCUCUCCCUGUCAGAGGCGCUUGCAGCUGCCGGCUCUGCAUCAGCACCACCUGCCCUCGGUGCUCUUGAAGAUGAGGCAGUGCUGGAGAGCAUUGAGAGCUCAUUCACCAAAUUCCAUGCUUUCCUGGAUCUGCUCAAGGACGCAGGUCUUGGUCAGCUUGCUUCUUUGGCUGGAAUUGACAAGUCAGAUUUCCACCCUCCUGGAAGACCUCAGCUCUCCUCUACAGUAGGACCGUAUUUGUAUUGUGCGGCAUCACUGACUGGAGGGGAUUAUCGAGAUGUUCGGGCAAAGACUGAUGCUUCAUCUUUGGUGGGCAGCGUCCUGCCUGCUUCCUCUGACAGACCAGCUGACACCACCACACCCAGAUCUCCACCCCCUGUCAGGGAUUUUCUGUGUGAAGAUAAGUUACAAGACGUGACCUUGAAUCAGAAAUCUGGACCUGCAGGAAAUCCUGGUGCGGGUGGAGAAGAGGAACUAGAUGAGGAUUUAGAGCUUGAUUCACAGCAUGACUCAGUUUCUGAUGGCAGUGCCAGCAGUCAGAAAUUCUUAGAAAAGGCUUUCUUUAAUAAAAGCUUUCGGACUCAGUCAAGCCACCCCAAGAGCAACGUCAACUCACACAGAAGCAGCGGUUCCAACGAAUACAGCUUCAACAACAGCUAUGCUAACAGUCAUGCUUCCCAGAGCAACGGGUCUCAUGGUGGAUCGUCUGUAAGGUCAAGUGUUAGCGACAUCAUCAGUGACCAGGCAGAGUCUGUGGGAUCAGGAAGCUCGAGGAAGAGGGGAGAGGGAAGGCUGGUGACAACAGGUCAGUCAGGGUCAGAGGGGUCUGACAGGAGAGUGUAUCCUGCGAAGAAGACGCUGGAGCAGAUCAGGUCUCUGGGCACUCUGGGAGGGCAGUCAGAUGAUGAAUCUUUCUGACCCAUCGACCAAAGACAUUUGCCUGAUCUCAGUGCCUUCUCCAUUGACUUGUUUCUGUUAAGGCCCUGACACACCAAGCACGUGGUCGUGCCAUCGAUGAGUGUCUGUCGCCUUAUUUUGCAGUGUGUCCCACACCAUUAGCACUAUUCAGCCCUUGCCGGCUUUUUACUGGUAGAUCAAACAUGUUGAAUCGGCGUCAGAGAUCGGAACUCCCGUCCGUGAAAGAAAUCCCUCUGAUUCUCAGUACGUCUCAGCACAUGAGAAGAGAAACAGAAGUGAGGAAAGCAAACAAACGCAUAAAAAAAGGGGGGUUGCAAGAUCGAAACAAACUUGUUGUAUUAGAUAAGACCAUGUUCUACUCAAUGAGCUCUUCGGCAGAAACUGUUCAUAAUUGUUAGUGUUAUUGUUCGCUUGUGCACAGUAAAAAUAAUUUGUUCUUUCAACAUCAAGUUGUGCCUUUAAUAUGCUAACUGGUCAGCUAGCAUCCUAAAUCCACCCUGUCGGCCCUCAGUUUUCCUCUUUUUGAGUGACAAAUACAGACAACAGCGGUCUGCUGCUAUGGAGAGUAAUUUCCUCUUACGCAUGCGCAGAACGUACAUGCUUGCUGGCUGUAGCGUUUAUGGUGUGUUCAGGUGCAGCUCUUUGGCAGAGGUCAGCCUCAGUCGCUGCUUGGCUUUUGAUGUUAAUUUGGUUUGUCUGGGCCUUUACUUCGUGUGUGUGAUCUAUCAUACAUCUCUUUUUAAGUGUAGAUUUAUUUUUUAAAUCUUUAAAAGGAAUAAGAUGAGAAUUCUUACAUUAUCAGUGUCAGAUAUUUCAUUUUAGAGAGAGAGCUUGAGAUGUCAGUUAAACAUCCUGAGACAAUGAAUCCCCCUUUUUGACACAUUUUGCACUUCAAGAUAUUUAGGUUUUCAAGUUAACCCCACCUCAAUCAAUUCAAAUAUGCAAAUCAAGUUUCAGUGUGACCCUAUUUCAUGUAGAGAAACAUCCAACUUCAGAGGAAAAUCAUUUCAAAGCCGUUUCAUAGCAUCUUUUAGUGAAGAGAAAUCACUGUACUAUUACUUUUUAUGGCUGUUUUUACAAAGCAUAUAUAUAUUUAAAAAGUCUCUAUGAUGUGAAAUUGUAUCAUUUUUUGAUCCUAUCAGGAUAAUCUGCCCCUCUUGAAAAAAAUGCAUUUUUUGAAUAAACAUGUUAGGUGUUUAAAAAUGUGUUUCUGAGCUUCUACGUUGAAAAUUUAAAAAGCUUCUCUGAAGCCGCUCCAAAGUAGAAAAUGUUAAAAUCUGCACCAUCAAAGUACAUUACGAACCUGGUAUUGCACUAAUUUACUUAAUUACACAAUUUGAAGAGUUUUUGAUAUCCUCUAAUAUACCCUGUUUG